Messenger RNA from Oncorhynchus keta (chum salmon), 6654 nucleotides. RefSeq names its product phospholipase C, gamma 1 (gene plcg1). Gene Ontology annotation, molecular function: phosphatidylinositol-4,5-bisphosphate phospholipase C activity; protein binding. NCBI's taxonomy places the organism in Eukaryota, Metazoa, Chordata, Actinopteri, Salmoniformes, Salmonidae. Gene Ontology annotation, biological process: positive regulation of epithelial cell migration; phospholipid catabolic process; phosphatidylinositol-mediated signaling. The record is from RefSeq and is a predicted model, not a curated record. The transcript has 33 exons. The coding region runs from base 396 to 4310 and encodes 1304 amino acids.
UCCGAUGCUUUGUUGUACAGAGGGUUCGGAUGGGGGAAGGGCCCGAGCCGUGCAUGAUACAGACAAAACUUGCUUAUGGCUCUCUCCGUCGAUGGGGAACUGUGACAGGACGCAAAGGGAAAAGGGAUCUUUCUCCUCACGACUGAAGCGUACGCACACUGUUGGGACCACAAUGAUAUAAUCACGAAAAAGGGGAAGACGGGAGGACAGCCGAAGUUGGACCGGCGGAGAUGAGCGGGGCCGUGAUUGCGGCGAUAUACCGAGGUGUUGUUCUGCUAUUGUUGCGCUGCUCGCGUGUUCCAGUUGGAAUUUGAGACGGUAUCCCUGUCUCUGUCUCGCCCAGGGCUGUGCAGAUUGUUCUGAAAGGAAAAGGACAACAAACAGGGGAAGUGAACAUGGCUGGGACCUCGGGCUUCUUUUCCAACGGACCCAUUCCGUGGAUUGAGAGUGACACCGAGAUGAACAAUCUUUACCGGGAUCUGGAAUUGGGGACCGUGUUGACUUUGUUUUACUCCAAAAAGUCCCAGCGACCUGAGAGAAGGACAUUUCAGGUCAAACUUGAGACGAGGACAAUUAUCUGGACCCGAGGCACGGAUAAAAUAGAGGGAGAAAUUGAUAUCCGAGAGAUAAAGGAGAUCCGAGCGGGCCAGAAGUCUCGGGACUUUGAGCGCUAUGUGGAGGACUCUACAGCACGACUAGACCAGGCUCACUGCUUCGUCAUCCUACACGGCACCGAGUUCCGCCUCAAAGCACUCAGCCUAGCAGCGACGUCUGAUGAGGAGAUGACCAUGUGGGUGAAGGGGCUGACCUGGCUGGUGGCAGACACACUCAAAUCCCCCACCCCUUUACAGAUAGAGAGGUGGUUACGGAAGCAGUUUUAUGCCGUAGAUCGCAACAGAGAAGACAAGAUAUCCUGUAAGGAUCUGAAGAGCAUGCUGUGCCAGGUUAACUACAGGGUCCCCAACAUGAAGUUCCUAAGAGAGAAACUUCCGGACUCGGAGUUGAGGAAUGGAGACGUGUCCUUUAGCCAGUUUUCCCAGCUCUAUCGCAGCCUGAUGUUUGACGCCCAGAAAGCUAUGGAGAUUCCUUUUCUACAGAGGUUCAUUGAGAGACCAGAGCAGAAGAUCUUACUAGAAGACUUCAAGACUUUCCUUCUGGAGGCCCAGAAGGAGCUGUGGGCCACCGACAACAAUAAGGUGCAGGAGUUUAUGUUUGGGUACCUGAAGGACCCACUGAGGGAGGUGGAACAACCCUUCUUCCACCAAGAUGAGUUCCUGACAUACCUAUUUUCCAAAGAGAACACCGUCUGGGACUCAGCCCUGGACCAGGUGUGUCCUGAAGACAUGAACAACCCCCUGUCUCAUUACUGGAUAUCCUCAUCUCAUAACACCUACUUGACAGGUGACCAGUUUUCUAGUGAGUCGUCCCUGGAAGCGUACGCACGCUGUCUGAGGAUGGGCUGCCGCUGCAUCGAGUUGGACUGCUGGGAUGGUCCAGAUGGAAUGCCUGUCAUCUACCAUGGACACACCCUCACCACCAAGAUUAAGUUCUGUGAUGUCCUGGCCACCAUCAAGGAACACGCCUUUGUGACGUCUGACUACCCCAUCAUCCUGUCCAUAGAGGAUCAUUGCAGCAUUGUGCAGCAGAGGAACAUGGCUACCUACUUUAAGAAGGUCUUUGGAGAAAUGCUGCUUACCAAGGCUGUGGACAUCUCCGCCGACGGAUUGCCCUCACCCAAUCAGCUUAAGAGGAAGAUCCUCAUCAAGCAUAAGAAGCUAGCAGAGGGCAGUGCCUAUGAGGAGGUGUCCACCUCAACUCCCUACUCUGAGAAUGACAUCAGCAACUCCAUCAAGAAUGGCAUUCUCUUCCUGGAGGACCCCAUCAACCAUGAGUGGUACCCUCACUUCUUUGUCCUGACCAGCAGUAAGAUCUACUACUCGGAGGAGACGUCUAGCAACCAAGGCAACGAGGAUGAGGAGGAGCACAGAGAGGUCUCUAACGGUAUGGACCAACAUAUAGCAGAGAAGUGGUUCCAUGGGAAGCUGGGUGCUGGUCGCGACGGGAGACAGAUAGCUGAGCGGCUGCUGUCGGAGUACUGUCUUGAAACGGGCGCUCCCGACGGGUCCUUCCUGGUCCGGGAGAGUGAGACGUUCGUAGGAGACUACACCUUGUCCUUCUGGCGUUCAGGCCGGGUGCAGCACUGUCGCAUCCACUCUCGCCAGGAGGCGGGCAGCCCCAAGUUCUACUUGACCGACAACCUGGUGUUUGACACGCUAUUCGCCCUCAUCACCCACUACCAGCAGGUAGCGCUGCGCUGUAACGAGUUUGAGAUGAAGCUGACUGAGCCUGUGCCCCAGACCAACGCCCACGAAAGCAAAGAGUGGUACCAUGCCAACCUGUCUCGGAGCCACGCCGAGAACAUGCUGAUGAGGGUUCCACGUGACGGGGCGUUCCUUGUCAGAAAAAGGGCAGAGCUAAGCUCCUUUGCCAUUUCUUUCAGGGCAGAGGGGAAGAUCAAGCACUGCAGGGUGCAACAGGAGGGCCAGACAGUGGUGUUGGGUACGUCGGAGUUCGACAGCCUGGUGGAUCUCAUCAGUUACUACGAGAAACACCCGUUGUACCGUAAGAUGAAGCUCCGCUACCCUAUCAAUGAGGAGACGCUGGAGAAGAUAGGCACCGCUGAGCCAGAUUACGGGUCUCUGUAUGAGGGGCGGAACCCUGGGUUCUACGUAGAAGCCAAUCAGAUGCCCACCUUCAAGUGCACAGUGAAGGCCAUGUAUGAGUACAAGGCCCAGAGGGAUGAUGAAUUGUCCUUCAGUAAGAAUGCCAUCAUCCAAAACGUGGACAAACAGGAAGGAGGAUGGUGGAAGGGGGACUGUGGUGGGAAGAAGCAGCUGUGGUUUCCUGCUAACUAUGUAGAGGAGAUCAGUCCUUCAGCUGUGGAGCCAGACAGAUCACAGCUGACAGAGAACAGUCCUCUGGGAGACCUGCUGAGAGGAAGUGUAGAUGUGUCUUCCUGUCAGAUUGUGGUGCGGCCUGAUGGUAAGGGAAGCAGGCUGCAUGUGUUUUCCCUCCUCCCAGCUGCCUCUCCGAGGGCAGGGCAGGUCUUGGACAUCGCUGCCAAUACCCAGGAGGAGCUCAAGGAGUGGGUCAUCAAGAUCAGAGAGGUCACCAUGACAUCAGAGGCCAAGCUGGAGGAGGGGAAGAUGAUGGAGAGAAGGAAGAAGAUCGCUCUGGAGCUGUCUGACCUGGUCAUCUACUGUAGACCUGUACCCUUCGACGAGGACAAGAUUGGGACAGAGCGGGCGUGUUUCCGGGACAUGUCUUCGUUCCCGGAGACCAAGGCAGAGAAAUAUGUGAACCGGAUCAAGGGGAAGAGGUUCCUGCAGUACAACCGGCUGCAGUUGUCCCGUAUAUACCCCCGUGGACAGAGGCUGGACUCCUCCAACUACGACCCUCUGCCCAUGUGGCUCUGUGGAUCCCAGCUGGUUGCGCUGAACUUCCAGACUGCAGACAAGCCCAUGCAGAUGAACCAGGCUCUGUUCAUGUUGAACGGGAGGAGUGGCUACGUCCUCCAGCCACCAAUCAUGAGAGACGACAACUUUGACCCCUUUGACCGACACACACUGAGGGGCCUUGAGUCAGUCACCCUGCAGAUAGAGGUGUUGGGUGCUCGUCACCUGCCUAAACACGGUCGUGGCAUCGUGUGCCCCCUGAUCGAGAUCGAGGUGUGUGGUGCAGAAUAUGACAGUGCCAAGCAGAAGACUGACUCAGAGGCGGAUAAUGGUCUGAACCCCACGUGGCCUCGGAAGCCUUUCCAGUUCACCGUGUGUAACUCUGCCUUUGCCUUCCUGCGCUUUGUGGUGUAUGAGAUUGACAUGUUCAGUGACCAGAACUUCCUGGCUCAGGCCAGCUUCCCCAUCAACAGCCUCAAGACAGGCUACCGGUCAGUCCCUCUGAAGAACAGCUGUAAUGAGGAUCUGGAGCUGGCCUCUCUGCUGGUGCACAUGGACAUCACCCGGAGCAGGGCUGAAAAUGGGGAGGUGCUGAGCCCGUUCCUGCCGGUAGGAGGUGUCUCUGCAGCGGUGGUUACCCAGACAGGGCGUGAGCGUCUGGGGGAGACAGGCUCAACGUCCUCAGCCUCCUCCAUGUCCCCUCUGCCCCAGUCCCCAGCAGCCCAGACACAGACACAGGCCUACAGAGGCAGGGAGGGCUCCUUCGAGGCCCGCUACCAGACACCUCUGGAUGACUUCAGAGUAUCACAGGAGGCUCUGCUGGACCUGGACCCUCAGAACAGGAGGUAUGUGUAAGGAGGAUGAUGCGCAGGACCAGAGUGGGCGGAGAAAACCGCGUUUAGGCCGGACCAAUCAGGGCGCAUUCCAACCACCCCAGCUCCUCCCUGUACCGAUGAUGUCACUGACUGCUGUGAACACUGUUUCUAUGGAAACGCCCACCACCGCUUUGGCCUACAUUUCAGGCAGCUCUCCCUUGCUGUUCUCUUUCUCUCCUCUGUGUCCCCCUCCUGGAGUGAGUGUGAGGUGGAGGGGGCGGGAAGGGAGAGAGAAGACGAGGAUGAUACGUGAAGUUUCAGCCCUCGGCUAAGAUGUCGGGAGAUGGGGAUUUUGGCGUGUUCGACUCGAGCGCAAAGGUUUGCGAGGGAAACAAGAAUGGAAGAGGGAGGGAUGAGAUGAGGGAGCUGUGAAGGUGUCAGUUUGAAACUGUUUUCCACGUUAGGUUAUUAUUUUUCUCUUCUCUCUGGCGUAUAUGAGUAUAUAUAUUUAUUCUUGCUGUGCUGUUGGCCAGACGACGGCAGCAGCCAACCUGCUCUUAAAGAGCUUCUGUCUCCAUGUUUUUUAAUUAUUUUUAUUUAAACUUUUAAACAUUCAUGUGAUUUCUUUUUUUAAUGUGUAAAACACGAGGGCUCUCUGGAGUAACUCAAGCCUUUAUAUACACACAUAGGCUUUUCUUAUUUUGCCAAACUUGCAUUCUGAAAACUACAGAUCAUUCUGUUGCCUGCCUUGUGAUGUAAAAACAGUCACACUCUUACCCCCUAUAUACUAUACAAUCUGGAAAGCUGAAGUGUAACAGAUUCCGUGAUAGAAAUAUAAAGGUAAUUGAGCUGACCUCUGCUAACACGAGAACAUUACCUUUAAAUUCCAAUCACGCUGUAAAACUGAACUUCGGCAGUGUGUCUUGAAUAGAGCCCCCCCCCCAAUAUAGAACUUUAUCAAAAGUGCUACCCUAUUUGGAGAUUAGCAUGGCAUUAUUUUCCUUUUUUAGGAUGCCAUACUGCAUUGUAGAGUGCUGGAACUGGGCUAGCCUGUCUGUCCCUGAAAGCAAUGCUGUGAGUUCAAAUGCUAGUGAUGAAGUCACAUCCUUAAUGUUUUAUUUCUGUUUCAAUGUGGAUAUAUGGUGGAAGGAGCAGAGACAAGGUGCCACUGGAGGCAGUGUGUUGUAUUCAGUUCUGCCCACACGUUUACAAGACGCUUGGUUUUAGCAGACAUUCCAGUGCCAGCGCAGAGCGACGUUUUUGUUUUUAAAUCAUGUUUUACUGUAGCAAGUGUCUACAGUUUCUGCUCUGGACUUCAUUACAUUUCCACUUGGAAUGAAAGGCAUUAGUUAUCUUUGUUUACCUAUGUGUUAAAGUUGUCUAAAUUGUAGACUGUCAUUCCUCUUAAAUGUACCGUCUUAACUGGUUUUGAGGGGCUUGCAUGUAGAUAAUCUUAGAGUAGAGCGCGCUAGGAAGUCGACUAACCUAAUUAAGUGCAGUAUUGCUGGCCGAGAAGGACCUAACUGAAAUCCUAUAGACAGUAUCGAUUGAAAGGCUAUUCUUAAAUGUUUGUAGGUCGGUGGUUCUUGUAUGCAUAUUAUUCAGCUGAGGGGAUGUUUGUCUUUUCCAUUGCGGCAUUCCAGAUGCUCCCAAAGAUUCUUUCAGUACUGCUGAUUGAUAGACAUGAAGGGGUUAAAUCACUGGUCUAUAGUGACAUGAUUCAGCCUGCAGGGGUCAUAACAGCACAUUUAUGUAUAUCGGUGUUGUUCCUGAAAGCUCCAUUGAUCAUUCCUGACUGACAAACGCCCCCAGUCGGUGGUUUAAUGGAAGUUGCUCUCAGCAACCAAUCUAAGGUCAUGCACUUACCCCCACAAUAGUUUAGGCUGGGAGUAGGGGACGCCGGAGUGAUUUCACUUGAUAUGCAAUGCCCCUCUUGAGCAGACCAUACACUCUAAAACCAGUAUUUAGAAUGUUAUGCCAUGGAGGGAAACUCCUUUUGAAGCCAUAUGGAACAUGGGGGUUGGAAUUGAAUACCUAAGGUCUGAAUCUUGCCACCUUUUGUUUUGCAGCCAUUGUCAAACUUUCUCGGUAAGGUUGGGGGAAUGUGUGUGUGUGUGUGUGUGCGCACACACUUUCUCUGCGUUGCUCCUAAUGCUGACCAGUGUGCUUUCUUCCAUGGGCCUCGAUGUACACGACUAUAUCUACAUUGUUCUUUCAGAAAUCCUGUUGUCAUCCUGUUUCUUUUGAUCUAGACACUGGUCUCAUUUACAAACCAAGCCUUUCUGUAUUGUGCCUAAGCUAUGGAGAAAAAGUAUUCAUUUUCAUUUUGCCUUUCAUAUGCAACAUAUUCAAGCCUGAGAAUUAAAGUACUUAAUCAACUAUGA